GUAUCCAGGUCGUUGGAUCGGGAUAUGUACUGUACUGAAAUUAUUGCUUAUAUGAUACAAGUCUUAUAGAGCUGCUUGAAAAUACGUCGCCAUGGCUAAACAAAGUUCAAUUUUCAAAUUUUUUACAAAGUCGCCGCCUCCUGUUGCUAAGGCUAAAUCGAGUCCCUCUCCUGUCGAGGCAGAUUUACCUUCUUCGGUUCACAGAUCCAAUACUUCUCCUAAAGAGGAAGCUAAACAUGUAACUACAGAAACUAAGAAAACUGCGUCAAAAGCUAAUAAAACUCCGGCUAAAGCUGUCCAGGGCACACUCCUCGGAGGCAAAGCGCCUGCUACAAAAGAAAGCACUCCAUGUAAAUUCAGUGGAGGGUCUUUGGUAUGGGCCAAGCUGGAGGGACACCCUUGGUGGCCCUGUAUGGUGGUGCCACAACCCCUCAGUGGUGAACAGAUUCGAGGAAGUGGUAAAAAUCAAAGACUUCACGUUCAUUUCUUUGACGAGCCUCCCACUAGAGGCUGGGUCAGCAUGAAGUACAUCCGCGAGUACCAAGGAUCUGACAGCAGUGAUGCCAAGGCAGGAGGUGUAUUCUUCAGUGGCAAACCUGUAAUACGUAGAGCAAUGGAACUGGCAGACCGUGUAAUGUCAGAUAGUCCUGGGCAGAGGCUGAAGAUGCCAAUCUGUAUGGACCCUUCUGAUGAGGAAGACGAUGAUGAGGAGGAGAUGGAGGUGGACAAACCCACCCCAUCUGAUGAGGAGUUGUCUGCGGAGGACACUGAGCAGUCUAAAGCCAGUAGGCGGUCCUCUCGCUCUGUGGCAGAGAAAUGUCAAAAGCCAAAGCGGCGACGUAUCGUAGUUGCCUCAGAUAGUGAGGGGUCAGACGAAGAAUUUAAACCUAGCCAGGCAGAGGGCAGCAGUGACGAUGAGGAUGAAGAUGGGAUUAGCAGUGGAGUUGAAGAGGAAGAAAGUGAACCAGAGACUGAACCAGACAGCCCUGUGAAGCCAGUAAAACGCAAACGUGCUGCAGACAAGCCAGCCAAAUCAAAGAGCAAGUCUAUACCUGCAGAAACACCUAAAAGAACCUCUGGCACACUUUUCUCCGUCGCAGUCGACACCAAGUCUAAGCUAUCUGCUUUCUCCGCUCCUGACAAUUUUGAGAGCCAGUCAGGUGCUGCAGGGGGUGUGGAUGGGGGAUCCACGAUUUGGGACCAUGAAAAACUAGACUGGCUGCAGGAUGGCAGAAGGAAAGACGCCAAGAGGAGACGUCAGACAGAUCAGGACUAUGAUCCCACCACGCUCUACGUACCUGAGGACUUCUUAAACCGGACUACGCCUGGCAUGCGCCGUUGGUGGCAGCUGAAGUCAGAGAUGUUUGACACCGUCAUCUUCUACAAGGUGGGCAAGUUUUACGAACUCUACCAUAUGGAUGCAGUGAUUGGUGUCAACGAGCUUGGACUCACCUUCAUGAAGGGGACCUGGGCACAUUCGGGCUUUCCUGAAAUCGGCUUUGGCCGUUUUUCUGAUGUGUUGGUGCAGAAAGGCUACAAAGUGGCUCGGGUGGAGCAGACCGAGACCCCUGAGAUGAUGGAGGCACGUUGUAAAAUGAUGGUGCGUCCCACCAAGUUUGAUCGUGUGGUUCGCCGAGAGGUUUGCCGGAUUAUCACACGUGGCACGCAGACUUACAGCGUGCUCGACGGCGCCCCCUCUGAGUGUCAGAGUAAGUAUUUGCUGAGCAUGAAAGAGAAGGCAGAGGGGGAGAGCACAGGCCAUGGGCACAUCUAUGGAGUCUGUUUCAUUGAUACCUCUGUGGGUCGCUUUCACGUAGGGCAGUUCCAUGACGACCGCCACUGUUCACGUUUGCGCACUUUGGUGGCACAUUAUUCCCCUGCUCAGGUGCUCUUUGAGAAGGGAAACCCAUCAGCAGAGACUCGUAAAAUCUUAAAGGCUGUGCUAUCCUCUGCCAUGCAGGAAGGGUUGAAUGCUGGUUCACAGUUCUGGGAUGCUCAGAAGACAUUGAAGACCCUAGCAGAAGAGGACUAUUUUAAAGAAAGUAAAGGGUCGGAUGAUGAAGCAGGGGGAGUGACCUUGCCCUCUGCCCUUAGGGCAAUGACCGCUGAGACUGACUCUCUGGGCCUUACCCCAAAGGAAGGAUAUGAGCUUGCCUUGUCUGCUCUUGGUGGUUGUGUGUUCUAUCUGAAGAAAUGUUUGGUUGACCAGGAGCUUCUCUCCAUGGCCAACUUUGAAGAGUAUAUUCCAGUGGAUGUAGAGAUGGAGCAGUCAGAUAGGGCAUCAAGCUUCUUUGCCAAGACCCGUCAGCGCAUGGUCUUGGAUGGAGUAACCUUAGCCAACCUUGAGAUCCUUCAGAGUGGGUCAACUGGUGGCAUAGAGGGCACUCUCCUGGAGCGUUUGGAUACCUGUUGCACUCCCUUUGGGAAAAGGCUCCUUAAACAAUGGCUAUGUGCCCCCCUCUGCAAUCCUAACUCCAUUGGAGAUCGCCUGGACGCUCUAGAGGAUCUCAUGGGGAUUCCAGCCCAGGCCACAGAGGUUACAGAGCUUCUGAAGAAGCUUCCAGAUCUUGAGAGGCUCCUGAGUAAGAUCCACAGCAUUGGCACCCCUCUGAAAGGUCAGGAUCACCCCGACGGCCGGGCCAUUCUGUAUGAGGAGGUUGUGUACAGCAAACGCAAGAUUGCUGACUUCCUCUCAGCCCUGGAGGGCUUCAAGGCCAUGCUGCAGAUCGUGGCCACCUUGGAGCCUGUUGCAGAUGAAUUCAAGUCCAAACUUCUUUGUCAGGUGGUGGUUCUGAAAUCAAAGAAUGACGAAGGGCUCUUUCCUGACCUCUCCCAAGAGCUCAAACGCUGGGAUACAGCUUUUGAUCACCAGAAAGCUCGCAGCACUGGUGUCAUCACCCCAAAGGCUGGUUUUGACCCAGAGUACGAUCAGGCUCUCACUGGAAUCAAGGACUGUGAGAGGGGCCUACAGGAGUACUUGGACAAGCAGAAAAAGAGGCUUGGGUGCAAGACUUUGCAAUACUGGGGCACUGGUAGGAACCGCUAUCAAAUGGAGGUUCCAGAUAGUAUCUCAGACCGGAACAUUCCAGAAGAGUAUGAGGUGAGGUCCACUAAAAAGGGCUGGAAAAGGUAUUCAACUCCAGAGACCGAGCGCUUGUUUUCAGAAUUGCAGAGCUGGGAGGAGAAGAGGGAUGCAGCAUUGAAAGACUGCAUGAGAAGGCUCUUCUACAACUUUGACAAGAACUACAGAGAAUGGCAGACAGCUGUAGAGUGCAUGGCUGUGCUUGAUGUGCUGUUGUGCAUGGCCCGAUACAGCCAAGGUGGAGAUGGACCAAUGGCCAGGCCAGAGGUGGUUCUCCCACGUAAUGACCCUCAAUCUGUACCUUUCCUGGAUCUCAGAGGGUCUCGCCACCCCUGCGUGACCAAAACUUUCUUCGGGGACGAUUUCAUUCCCAACGACAUCUUCAUCAGCUGUCCUGGCACUGAGGAUGAAGAUGGUCAGGAUAAGGAGAAAGCCCUUGCCCCAUGUGUGCUUGUCACUGGGCCAAAUAUGGGCGGCAAGUCUACCCUCAUGAGACAGUGUGGACUGGUGGUAAUCCUGGCCCAGCUUGGCUGUUAUGUUCCAGCUGAAAGUCUUCGCUUUACUCCUGUUGACAGAGUCUUCACUCGCCUUGGUGCCUCUGAUCGCAUAAUGUCAGGGGAGAGCACAUUCUUUGUGGAGCUGAGUGAGACAGCAAGUAUCCUCCUGCAUGGAACAACACAUUCUCUUGUUCUCCUGGAUGAGCUAGGCAGGGGUACGGCAACGUAUGAUGGCACAGCCAUUGCCAGCGCUGUGGUGAAAGAGCUGUCAGAGAGAAUUCGCUGCCGUACACUGUUCUCCACACACUACCAUUCACUGGUGGAGGAUCAUGCCAAAGACCCUGCAGUCAGACUGGGUCACAUGGCUUGUAUGGUAGAGAAUGAGUGUGAAGACCCCAGUCAGGAGACCAUUACAUUCCUGUAUAAGUUCAUUGGAGGAGCUUGUCCCAAAAGCUAUGGCUUCAACGCUGCCCGACUGGCAAGCCUUCCAGAGGAGGUCAUCCAAUCAGGACAUCAGAAAGCAAGAGAAUUUGAGAGGAGCACUGUAGCCCUCAGGCUCUUCAAGAAACUGUGUUCUUUUGCUGAAGACCCAACGGCAGAUGGUGGGCAGUUUGCUACCUUAGUUCAGAUCAUAAAAGAACUGUAAUCCAUCAAU
Messenger RNA from Chanos chanos (milkfish), 4234 nucleotides. RefSeq names its product mutS homolog 6 (E. coli) (gene msh6). The record is from RefSeq and is a predicted model, not a curated record. The transcript is spliced from 10 exons. Gene Ontology annotation, biological process: mismatch repair. Lineage: Eukaryota; Metazoa; Chordata; Actinopteri; Gonorynchiformes; Chanidae. Gene Ontology annotation, molecular function: ATP-dependent DNA damage sensor activity; mismatched DNA binding; ATP binding. Gene Ontology annotation, cellular component: nucleus; MutSalpha complex. The coding region runs from base 92 to 4225 and encodes 1377 amino acids.